This is a messenger RNA of Stegastes partitus (bicolor damselfish), 1116 nucleotides long. Its product is annotated as Schwann cell myelin protein-like. The transcript has 6 exons. The coding region runs from base 73 to 1116 and encodes 347 amino acids. The record is from RefSeq and is a predicted model, not a curated record. NCBI's taxonomy places the organism in Eukaryota, Metazoa, Chordata, Actinopteri, Pomacentridae.
CUUCUGAGCUGCAAAGUGAGAACUGUUUGUGUUUCUCCCAUAUUUACUGUAAGCUGACCAGCUUCUUUGGUGAUGAGCUUGAUGCCAGUCCUGUCGGUGAAAAUCAUGACGAACAACAUGUUACUGAGCCUCCUCUUUGUUGCAGGCGCCUUGUCUGAUUGUCCCCCUGUCGCCCUCUUCAUCACUGUACCAACAAACAUGGAAGCACUGAGUGGAUCUUGUUUGCAAAUCCCCUGUAACUUUAGAGCUAGAUCAGGAAAAGAACAGUUUGACAGCCGGAGAACUAUGUUUGGAGUCUGGAUUAAAAGUCAUCCCAUCUUUCACAGAAAACCAGAGAAUGUGAUUUUCAACAGUAGUGGGUCAGUUAACACCUAUCCAAUGGAAAUUACUGGAAACCUGAGCCAGGGAGACUGCACCACUGUGUUCUCUAAUUUAACCACCACUUAUACAGAGAAAUACUUCCUCAGAAUUGAGAACGGGCCAUUUAAGGCAACAGCUGAAUGUGAUCCUCUUUUCAUAACAGUUAAAGAUUCUCCGUGGAGUCCCAGAAUUGACAUCUCAGGUGAACUGAAGGAGAAGGAGUCUGUCACUAUCAGCUGCUCAGCUUUCACUCCCUGUCCACACUCCCCUCCUCAACUCACCUGGAAUCUCCAACAAGACUCCCACAACCAAAUAGAGGAAAACACAGACGGAACCUUUACAAAUAAAAUCCAGCAGAGCAUCACUCUGUCAGACACACAUGAUGGAUACAACAUCAGCUGCUCUGCCACAUAUCCUGUGGAUGAAGGAAAACAGGGAAAGACAGCAGAGACACAAGAGACUCUCCAUGUUUCAUAUGCCCCCAAAGAAACGUCAGCAUCCAUCAGUCCAUCAGGUUUGGUGUCAGCAGGUAGCUGGGUGAACCUGACCUGCUCCAGCAGAGCCAAUCCUCCUCUCAUCAACUUCACCUGGUUCAUAAAAACCACAGACGGAUCCAUGGAAGUAGCCAAAGGAAACUUUUAUAGGUUUAAUGUCACUGGUGAUGAACAGUCCGGGACACUGGUUGGCAUCCAAGUCAUAGUGAAGACAUUGGGAAUCUUAUUGCUGGUCAACACACUGAUCCUCUUUGAGUGGUGA